AGAGUAGGCUGAAACGACUUCGUUUGAUAUGGCUGGUGCUAAAAACGGUUCGUCUUUGGGAGCCAUGGCGCGGAAGACUUUCGAUUCCGGCCCGGUUGAGAAUGGCGGAAAAGUCAACAUGGUGGCUGAAAAUCAACAAGUUCAGAGUCACUUCGUGACGAGAGUCUCGUCUCUGCCCACGGUAGAGGCCGCUCUCGAGAUCGCGAUGAGCUCCUACAACAAGCUGAAGAACGCUUCGCCGGCGUCGAUUAAGGCAGUGAUGGAAGCCGGGGAGAAGACAACCAAUAUGGCGCUGUCCACUUCGCAACCCAUCCUCAAUAAGCUGCAAGGUCCGAUCCAAUUUGUGGACACCUACGCCUGCCAGGGUCUCGACCGCGUCGAGCAGACCGUUCCCGCAGUCAAGGAAACCCCGGACAAAAUCUACGCUGACGUGAAGCAGUACGGAGCUGAGAAAGUCAACGCUGUCGUCGGAUACGGCAAUCAGAAGCUCCAACAGAUCGGACUAGGGGCCAUGGCUCCCGGGAAGCUCGCGGGCUACGCUUCUACCGCACUGACGGUUGCCGAAGGUGCUCUCGACUCUCAUCUCGCUUCGGCUGGAGCCCAAGUCCCGGUUAUGGAGAAUGCCGACGGUGACAUUCGAACUAGGGUCGGGCACGUGACGACGAAAGCUCGACUCUGCGUUUCCCAUCACGCCAGCGCUCGUUUUGCGGUUGCCAUGAAUUACGCCUCCGACGGAGUGGGUCGAGUUCUUGAAGCGUUGCAGGUGAUCAGGGCUUUGAAGAGCAACGUUCAAGAAGGAAAAUCUGUUCAGGAAAUCGCACAGGAGCUCAAGUUCGAGUGGCUUUCGAAACUCCUCGAAGAAGCCAAAGAUAAGCCCGCGACCCAACAAGCUCUCUUCGUUGCUCAGGCAGCCGCUCGUGAAGCCCAGGACGCCCUGAACAAGGCCUCGAACGAUAUGAAGUCGAAGGUGAACGACGCUUUCACCGCCGUGCUCAGCCGUGCCGGAGAACUCAAUACUACGCUACAUAGUGUUUCGGUGAGCCAGCUGAGCACCUCAGUUUUAACGACGAUCCACGAUCAAGCGCAACACCUCCAGAACCUGAUUCGGCAACUAACGGGUCGGAGCGAGCAGAGUGAAUAGGGCAGAGACUGAAUUUGAUUUCGAAGUGAAUGGGAUCAAAUAAUGUCAUGAGGACUUAGGUAAUACUGUCAUUCAGCCGCAAAAACAGCGCUGAGGAUUCUGUGAAUUUUAUCGGCACGAACUCUCUGAGUCUCCCUCACUCAAUCGCUCGAAUUGUCAAAGUCUCUGCCGCGGGGCGAGUCGUUUUUCGUGGACGAAGAUGGAUGUCACAUGACGCAGGGUUUCGGAGAGUCACCAAAUAAAUGCUCAUUCUUCUG
Galendromus occidentalis (western predatory mite) is the source of this 1398-nucleotide messenger RNA. Its product is annotated as Lipid storage droplet-2. The transcript is spliced from 2 exons. Gene Ontology annotation, cellular component: cytosol; lipid droplet. Lineage: Eukaryota; Metazoa; Arthropoda; Arachnida; Mesostigmata; Phytoseiidae. The record is from RefSeq and is a predicted model, not a curated record. The coding region runs from base 29 to 1141 and encodes 370 amino acids. Gene Ontology annotation, biological process: lipid storage; positive regulation of triglyceride storage.